AUGCUCUGCCUUGGUCCGCGCGACAAGCCCAUCCGCCUUCCUGACGAGGGCAGUGAGUCCGACUUUGUCCUCGAGGAAGUCUACGCCCUCGACGAGAAGGUGCUCGCGGUCGCUCCGCCUAGCGAGGAAGAGAUGCAGACUCGCCUCAAGGAUCUGCGCCAGGCAAUCGCCGAAGCCAAGCUCGACUGGUACGUCGUGCCGAGCCAGGACGAGCACAUGAGCGAGUACACGGCCGACAGCGACAAGAGGCGCGACUGGAUCUCAGGAUUCGACGGGUCGGCUGGCACCGCCCUAGUACCUAGCGCUGGUAUUGAGGGUGAUGCGCUGCUCUUCGUAGACAGCCGGUACUGGAUCCUGGCCGAGAGGAUGGUUCCAAAGAAGGGGUGGAAGGUCGUGCGUGUUGGCGCGACGGGCGGAAACGGCGACGCCGCUGUCGCAGGCGGUUGGACUGAGUAUGUCUCAAAUGACCUCCCUGACGGGUCUCGUAUUGGCAUCGACCCCAAGCUCAUCAGCGUCGACUUCGCGCGCACUAUCGAGGCCCGUCUCUCUGUUGUCAACACCCGUCUCAUCCCGCUCAACGAGAACCUCGUGGAUGUUGUGCACACACCCGCACCGCGCUCCCUCAACCCACUCGCACAUUACCCCUACACGUUGAGCGGCGAGAAGACCGACGCGAAGCUCAAGCGCAUCCGCGCGCAGCUCACGAAGUACACCCAUUCUGACCAGUGGAUCUACCUCCUCCCAACCAUUACCACCAUCCCGUGGCUGCUGAACUACCGUGGCUCGGAUGUUGAGUACACGCCUGUCGCGUUCGCGUAUUGCGUCAUCACGGCGACUGAUUGCGCACUCUUCGUCGACAAGCGCAAGGUCCAGGGCGACGACGAGAUGUUGGCUGACUUCGAGAACGCCGGAGUCACACUCAAGGCCUACGGCGUUGACGAGGUGCAGAAGUUUGUGCAGGCGUCCGUCAAGGCGGUCGGUGGGAAGAAGGCCCAGAUCUUUGCGGCGCGAACCUCGUCCUGGGCGCUCGCGAAGGCGUGCGAGCCGGCGCACGUCAACACUAUCGCGUGUCCGGUCGAUGAGGCGAAAGUCUUGAAGAACCCCGUGGAGCUUCAGAAUUUCCGUAACGCCUACCUCCGCGACGGGCGUGCGAUGGCUCGCUGGAUGGCGUGGUUGGAGAACCGCCUUGUCAAGGAGGGCAAGGACGUCGGCGAGUGGGCCGCCGCGAUGGUGCUCGCGCGCUACCGCCGACAGGAGGACAUGUACGCUGGCUUGGCGUAUGGCGACAUCUCCGCCACUGGCCCGAAUGCUGCGUCUGGGCACUAUGCGCCCUCGCGCGGCAAUGAGGCUCAGAUCGACAUCACCACGCCCUACGUAAUUGACUCGGGCCCUCAGUAUCUUGACGCGACCAUUGACACAACCCGUACUCUCUUUAUGGGCAAGGACGCCUCGGCCGACCUGAAGCGCCAGUACACCCGCGUACUGCAGGGCUACCUUGCCGUGGCUAACGCGACGUUCCCGCUCGGCGCCGACGCCUCGGGCCUAAACGCCUUCUCGCGCAAGCACCUGUGGGAGGACGGACUCGACUUCGGGCAUGGCUUGGGCCACGGCGUAGCAAACUACGGCACAGUGCACGAGUUCCCGACAGGUUUCGUGCACGGCUUCUCCUACAAGCCGGGGCACGUCACCACCAUCGAACCUGGAUUUUACCUCGAGGGAAAGUACGGGAUGCGCAUCGAGAGCACGUUCAUUUGCAAGGAAGUCGAGACGCAGUUCGAGUUCGCCACCAAGUGGCUUGGCUUUGAGUGCGUGACGCGCGUGCCCAUCGACAACCGUCUGGUCGACUGGAACCUCCUGACCAAGGACGAGAUCAAGUCGCUCAACGAAUACAACAAGAUGGUCGAGGAUGCGCUGUUGCCGCUUCUCGACGACGACCUGGACAAGGAUGCGCGCGACUGGGUCAAGAAGAUGUGCAAGCCGCACUUUAUCUGGCCAUGGACGGCAUCCAUGGGUCUCUUUGACGACUAUCUCACCUUUACGACACCAGUCGGUCAAUCAGCCCUCCCACCACCGGGUACCCACCUACUUGUGACAGACGCGUUGACUGCGAGCGCGAAUGUUGUCCUCUACCAUCUGUUCAUGAGCGCAAGCGCGGCCAGAGUUCCAAUCAUUUGGGUCGACUUUCGACAUGAAACUCUCGCGUCGUUCGACACCGUCCUCCGCCGCCUCGGAUCCCCCCUCAAGAGGGUGACGUACAUCUCACCCUCUCCCCUGCCGCCCUCCCUCAAUCUUCCAUCAAAUCCUUCCUCUCCGCAACCGGCCCUCUUCAACCCAGAGCCAACACUGGCGCCAACCGUCGCGGUAGUGCGUACGGCCCUCCAAUCCUCCUCCAAUGCGCUGGUGGUACUAGACGGCUUAUCCGAGUUGCUCGACAUGGGCUUCUCUGCCACUCUCAUCACACAAGCCGUACGUGCACUCCUCUCCGACGCACGCGCUGUCGGGGGAUGUGUCGUCUCAACAGCACACGAGAACGAGGAACUCACCCGCCCCCUCCUCCGCCUCGGCCCAUGGUGGCGCGUCUCGGGAUUGACGCCACGCUCGGGCGAGGUCAGCGGCGAAAUCAGCGCAAUUCCGGGAGAGUGUGGGCCAGCCGUGAGCAGGGACAAGGCGGUCCAGUUCCGUCUUGAGCCUGCUGCCGUACGCGUUUUCCCCAAGGGCACCGGAAGAGGAUAUCUCUAG
This is a messenger RNA of Cutaneotrichosporon cavernicola, 2739 nucleotides long. RefSeq lists its product as uncharacterized. The transcript has 10 exons. The coding region runs from base 1 to 2739 and encodes 912 amino acids. The record is from RefSeq and is a predicted model, not a curated record. Lineage: Eukaryota; Fungi; Basidiomycota; Tremellomycetes; Trichosporonales; Trichosporonaceae.